This is a messenger RNA of Manihot esculenta (cassava), 1228 nucleotides long. Its product is annotated as syntaxin-71. The coding region runs from base 186 to 1007 and encodes 273 amino acids. Gene Ontology annotation, molecular function: SNAP receptor activity; SNARE binding. NCBI's taxonomy places the organism in Eukaryota, Viridiplantae, Streptophyta, Magnoliopsida, Malpighiales, Euphorbiaceae. The record is from RefSeq and is a predicted model, not a curated record. Gene Ontology annotation, cellular component: endomembrane system; membrane; SNARE complex. Gene Ontology annotation, biological process: intracellular protein transport; vesicle fusion. The transcript has 9 exons.
AAUCUGGCAAAAGAAAAAAAAAAGUAAAAAAAAGGAAAGCGUUGCUUGCCCACUUUGAGGUGUUUUUUCUUUGAUAGUUGACAUGCUAGAUGCUUUGCCCAAUAAAGAAAUUGGACCCAAAUCCUUUGUAUUUUAUCUCCAUAUUCCUCUUCAGUAGCUAGCUAAAUCUCUCACCGAUUCACAACAUGAGCGUGAUCGACAUUUUAACCAGAGUUGAUGUGAUCUGCAAGAAGUACGACAAGUACGACCUCGAAAAGCACAAGGAUCUCAAUGUCUCUGGCGACGAUGCCUUUGCUCGUCUCUACGCCGUUGUUGAGUCUGAUAUCGAAGCCGCUCUUCAGAAAGCAGACCUUGCUUCAAAAGAGAAAAAUAAAGCAUCUGCAGUUGCUUUGAACGCGGAGAUUCGUCGAACAAAGGCUAAAUUGCUGGAGGAGAUCCCUAAGUUGCAGAGAUUGGCCAUAAAGAAGGUUAAAGGGCUCUCAACGGAAGAGCUUGCUGCCCGUAAUGAUUUGGUCCUUGCAUUACCAGAUAGGAUUCAAGCUAUACCUGAUGGAACUGCAGCUGCUUCCAAACAAACUGGAGGCUGGGGAGCUUCAGCAUCCCGUACUGAAAUCAAAUUUGAUUCAGAUGGUCAUUUUGAUAGUGAAUACUUUCAAGAAAAUGAGACAUCUAGUCAAUUCAGGCAGGAAUAUGAAAUGCGUAGGAUGAAGCAGGAUCAAGGUUUAGAUAUGAUUUCAGAAGGUUUGGAUACUCUGAAAAACAUGGCUCAUGACAUGAAUGAGGAAUUGGAUAAGCAAGUUCCUUUGAUGGAUGAAAUUGACACAAAGGUGGAUAAAGCAACAGCUGACCUCAAAAAUACCAAUGUUAGGCUCAAGGACACUGUUAACCAGUUGAGAUCUAGCAGAAACUUCUGCAUUGAUAUUAUUUUGUUGUGCAUAAUUCUGGGAAUUGCUGCCUAUCUAUACAAACCGAUUCCUGCAAACUCUACACCUUUUGGAGCAAAGUGAGGAGGGCCCAAAUUACUGAGAGAACCUUAAGCUCUUAACUGUACAAAUAUAAAGGGUCUCUAGGGGAAUUAGAGUUGCAUGAUUUUAUUUUAUUUUUUUCAAUUACUUUUUUAUGCCAAUUCCUUUGCUUGUUAGUGUAUCUUCAUAUUUUAUUGCUCCCUGGUUUUAACCUUUCGUGAUGGAUCGACCACUAUUUGUUCUUGUUUAUUUUGAUUUGUAAU